Molecule: messenger RNA, 480 nt
Organism: Haemonchus placei
Lineage: Eukaryota; Metazoa; Nematoda; Chromadorea; Rhabditida; Trichostrongylidae
Source: the annotation of a GenBank genome assembly
AUGUGGCUAUGGCUGGUGAUACUCAUCCCGAACAUCCUGUCAGAUGACGAAAAUAUCACAAAUGUAUUCGUGAAGGUGCCGCCCGGUAACAGUACGGGGGUCUCAUCAGAAGAAGAAUAUACCACUGAUAACGGUCCGAAUGUUUCGUCAAAAGACGAAAAUACCACGGAUGCCAGCCCGAAGGUCACACCAGAAGAGAAAUAUACGAGCGCAGAGGUUUCACCAGAAGAAGAACACACUACGGAUGCUGACCCAGAGGUUCCACCAGUAGAACAUACCACGGAUGCCAGCCCGGAGGUUCCAACAGAAGAUGAAUAUGGCACGGGUGUCUCAUCUGAUGUCGUACACGGCACAGAUGACACCAUAGAAGACGAAGAUGCCACCACAACACCGGCCCCACCUGAAGUAAGUUUUUUGACUGCUUGCAUCUAUAGUAACCGGUCUAAACUCUUAUAUGAAGCUACCGUAAAGAAUGGUUGA